AUGGAGGUAUCGUGGCAGUCUGUGGCAGAGCGCUUCCAAAAGCACCGCGCUGCCGCCAUACCGCCUCGCUGGGUGAUCCCGCCCAAGAAGCUCGAGGAGACGCAGCGCUCAACCACCAGGCCGCUCGACCUUCUCCCACGCCUGCUCUCCCACCAUGAGCUGCAAAUCACCUCUCUGGGGGCGGGCGCCCUCGCGCAAGCCAUACGCACCGGCGCCUUUUCCUGCCUGCAGGUCACCGAGGCCUUUUGUCACCAGGCCGCCGUCGCCCAGCAGCUGACCAACUGUCUCACCGAGAUCUUCUUCACCGAGGCCAUGGAUCGCGCGCGCCAGCUUGACGACCUGCUCAUCGCCAACAAGGGAAAGCCCAUCGGGCCGCUUCACGGCGUGCCCGUCUCCAUCAAGGAUCACAUCAAUGUCAAAGGCCAGCACACCACGUCGGGGUACGUCGCCUAUGCGGAGAAGAGCACCCCCAAGGACGAGGACGCGCCGCUCGUCGCGUCGCUGCGGGAGGCCGGCGCCGUUCUCUACUGCAAGACAAACAACCCGCAGUGCAUGAUGGUCCUCGAGACGGUCAACAACAUCUACGGCCGCACGCUGAACCCCUGGAACACCAAUCUUGGCGCCGGCGGCUCCAGCGGUGGCGAGGGCGCUUUGCUGGCCCAGCACGGGUCGCCUUUGGGCGUCGGAACGGACAUUGGCGGCUCCAUCCGCAUCCCGGCCGCGUUCAAUGGUCUCUACAGCUUUAAGCCGUCGGCCAAGCGCGUCUCCUCGGGCGGCUGGGAGUUGACGCUCACCGGACAGGAGUCCAUCCACGCGGUCGCCGGCCCUCUCGGACACAACGUCGAAGACCUCGAUCUCUUCCUGCAGGUCGUCACGGAUGCCAAGCCGUGGUUGAGGGAGCCGCUUCUCAAGAUGCCCUGGCAGUCGCAGAUUGCGGCUAUGCAAGGACACAAGCUAACGGUCGGUGUCAUGCUGUGGGACGAAGUCGUGAUGCCGCACCCCUACAUCACGAGAGUCAUCAAGGAUGUGGCCACAAAGCUGGAUGCAGCUGGGCAUGAAGUGAUCCCUUUUAAGCCGUUUGACCACAAGCGCGCCUGGGAGGAAAUCCUGCUGCCCCUCUAUUUCACGGACGGCGGCUUGGAUAUCAAGCAGACGCUUUUUGCAGGCAACGAGCCCAUCUUCCCCGCGGCAAAGCGGCUGCUGGACGACCCCAUCGUGCAGCGGCGCAUGGUCCAGGAGGUUUGGCAGUUCAACAAAGCUCGGGAUGCUUACCGGGUGGCGUACCUCCGCAAGUGGGCCGAAACAUCCAAGCAGACGGCAUCGGGCAGGCCCAUUGACGUGCUCAUCUGCCCCGUGGCCGGCCUGAACGGCGCGCCGCACGACAAGAUGCCGUGGUGGGGAUACGCCGCGCAGUGGAACCUCCUCGACUAUCCAUGCGGCGUGCUGCCCGCCGGCACCGUGCUACAGAGUGAUGAGUAUCCCAAGGGAUACGAGCCCGUCAAUGAUCUGGACAGGGAGAAUAUGGAUCUUUAUGACAACAAGGUGUACCGUGAUAUGCCCGUUGCAAUUCAGGUUGUUGGGCCGACACACGAGGACGAAAAGGUUCUUGGCGCAAUGAGCGUCAUUAACACGGUCGUGAAGGGGUAG
Molecule: messenger RNA, 1647 nt
Organism: Purpureocillium takamizusanense
Lineage: Eukaryota; Fungi; Ascomycota; Sordariomycetes; Hypocreales; Ophiocordycipitaceae
Product: Amidase
Exons: 5
Coding region: 1-1647 (548 amino acids)
Source: RefSeq, a predicted model, not a curated record